AUGGCUAGCAGAGAACUUGUGUUAUCGUUAAUCUCCAAUUAUUUACAAAGCGAUGUGGAAUUGGCUAAAGUUUCCAAGGCAUUGGGCAAAGAGGUUUCGAAGCAGUCUAUUGAUUUACCAAGCACCGAACUUAAAUUAGAAGACUUAAUAGUUCAGUCCGGAGAAACUAAGGAGGAAAGUAGCACUGAAUCGUCUUCAUCAGAUAGUGACUCCAGCUCCUCAUCUUCAGAUAGUGACUCCAGUUCCUCAUCUUCAGAUAGUGACUCAGACUCAUCAGACGAAGACGAGCCUUCUAGUGCAACUAACUCCGAGAGUGCUCCAAAAGAGUCUGAAAAAUCAGACAGCGAUAAUUCCGAUAGUGACAACUCGGACAGCGACAACUCGGACAGCGACAACUCGGACAGCGACAACUCGGACAGUGAUAGCUCGGACAGUGAUAGCUCGGACAGUGAUAGCUCAGAUAGUGAUAGCUCAGAUAGUGAUAGCUCAGACUCAGACUCAAAUGCAAAAUCUAAAUCAGACUCAGACAGUUCAGACUCAAACAGUUCAGACUCAAAUAGUUCAGACUCAAGCAGUUCAGACUCAAGCAGUUCAGACUCAGACAGUUCAGACUCGGACAGUUCAGACUCGGAGUCGGACUCAGAAUCAGAAUCAAAAUCAAAAUCAAAAUCAAAAUCAAAAUCAAAAUCAAAAUCAGACAGUUCAGACAGUUCAGACAGCUCCGACAGCUCCGACUCCGACUCAGAUUCAGAAUCAGAUCUUAAAUCAUCUAAGAAGAGAUCAUCUGAUGAGAAAGGACAUUCGAAUAAGAAGCAAAAGUUCGAAACAUCGUCUUCUCAGACCGAAUCCUUCUCUCCAUCCCCAGUUUCUGAUGAAAUCACAAGUGCUUCCCAGGAACCUGAAUUGAAACCGGGCCAAAGAAAUCAUUUCUCCAGAAUUGACCGUAGUAAGAUUUCGUUCGAAGACAGAACCUUAGCCGAUAAUACUUAUAAAGGUGCAGCAGGAAGUUGGGGUGAAAUUGCCAAUGAAAAGUUAUUACAAGUCAGGGGUAAGGACUUCACCAAAAAUAAAAAUAAGAUGAAAAAAGGUUCAUACAGAGGUGGCUCAAUAACUUUUGCGUCUGGUUCCUACAAAUUCACCGAUUGA
This is a messenger RNA of Debaryomyces tyrocola, 1146 nucleotides long. Lineage: Eukaryota; Fungi; Ascomycota; Pichiomycetes; Serinales; Debaryomycetaceae. The record is from the annotation of a GenBank genome assembly.